This is a messenger RNA of Synchiropus splendidus (mandarinfish), 1280 nucleotides long. RefSeq lists its product as uncharacterized. Gene Ontology annotation, biological process: negative regulation of endopeptidase activity. Bases 158 to 1177 code for a protein of 339 amino acids. The record is from RefSeq and is a predicted model, not a curated record. Gene Ontology annotation, cellular component: extracellular region. Gene Ontology annotation, molecular function: cysteine-type endopeptidase inhibitor activity. Lineage: Eukaryota; Metazoa; Chordata; Actinopteri; Syngnathiformes; Callionymidae. The transcript is spliced from 6 exons.
GGCCCUCAGUGAUUGGUCGAGCUCGGUGGCUCCAGCCUCUGUGACCUCUGACCUGCAGCGGCUGAUAGCGGCUGUUUGUCAGAGCUGCAGGCCAAAGGUCAAAGUCCAGCAGCAGCAGCAGCUCGGUCAGCAGCGCGGGGCCCACAGAGGAGCCAGGAUGAGCGCGUGUGUGUGGCGGAGUGUGGCCUGCGCCCUGCUGCUGCAGCUGGCCAGCGCCGACCCUGGAGGCUGCAGCAGCAGCGAGGUGCUGAGGGUGGCGGAGGAGACGCUGCAGCAGAUCAACCAGGACCAGGUGCAGGGCUACGUCCUCAGCCUCAACAGAGUCUACGACUUCAGCAGGACGGAUCUGCAGAACUCCUCCGUCUUCAGCCUCCAGCUGGACGUCCUGGAGACCAGGUGUCACGUCAUCAGCAGGAGGCACUGGACGCAGUGUGAAGUGCGAAGCAUUGACCGUGUUCCGGUGUUUGGCGAGUGUCAGGCCUCUGCCGCCGUCGACUCCAGCGUCCGGCUCCAGAGCUACAGCUGCUCCACCAGGAAAGUUCCAGCCACCGAGGUGGUCCAGGAGUGCCCCGACUGUCCCACGGCGGAGAGCCUGCAGGAGCCCGUGGUCCAGGAGGUGGCCAACCUCUCCCUGCAGAGGUUCAACCAGGAGAGUGGCCUCAGCCGCCGCUUCUCCCUGGAGCACAUCACCAGAGCCAGUUUCCAGUGGGUGGUGGGUCCGUCCUACUUUGUGGAGUUCACCAUCGUGGAGACGGCCUGCCCCACCACCUCUGACCCCGCCGACGCCGCUGACUGCUCCCUGAGGGACUGUCGCUCAGCGCGCCGGGGGUUCUGCGAGGGCUCACAUGUGGGCCAAGAGCAGCCGUUCCAGGUCCAGCUGCAGGCUGGACAGAAGACCUGGUCUCAGAAGCCGGUGGAGGUCCGCUGUGAGAUCUACGAGCCGCAGGUACUGGAGACCGCCGUGGACCUGCGGGGCGACUGUCUGAGCCUCUCCUGUGUCCACCAGGGGGCGGCGGAGGAGUCAGCGCACUCCAGCGGCAGCUGCCCCAGCACCAGGACCCAGACCCUGCUCGGGACCCUGGUGGACCGAGCCUCCCGGCCCAGGUCCCCCCCGGGGGCCGCCUCCUGUCCUGGCGCCCGCCGACACCAUCUGGGCCUCCAGAGACUCAGACUGUGACAUGGCCCCGUCGGAGAAGGGUCUCUCAAGUCACGCGUCCUUUCUCGAACGAGUCACUGAGUCUCUUUUAAGAUUUUUUUACUCCUCAAAUAAAGUGUUACGA